Messenger RNA from Vicugna pacos (alpaca), 1639 nucleotides. RefSeq names its product olfactory receptor family 10 subfamily C member 1 (gene OR10C1). Gene Ontology annotation, biological process: G protein-coupled receptor signaling pathway. Gene Ontology annotation, cellular component: membrane. Lineage: Eukaryota; Metazoa; Chordata; Mammalia; Artiodactyla; Camelidae. Gene Ontology annotation, molecular function: G protein-coupled receptor activity; olfactory receptor activity. The record is from RefSeq and is a predicted model, not a curated record.
CUGAACGCAGAACACAUCUGACUUGAGCAGGAGAACUUCUGCUGCGAGGGAAAAUUCUGUCCCCAGCCCUGUGGGAAGGAUGGGAAAGGGAGAAAAGAGUGAAAUGGGGCGAGAAUGAUCCAAUCCUCACCCUUGCAGAAACUGACAGCAGGAUUCAAUGUGUUCUUGUGAGAGGCGGGAGGCGGAAUCAGGUGAGGGAAGUAGGCUGGGAGAGGUGUUCACCCAUCAUCCGAGACUGAUGAGCUCAAGGCUGAGCUCAAAGUCCAUGAGAUGCUGAAAGAAAGGAAGUUCCGGUGCUUUCAACAGACGCAGAAAGAGGUCAUCUUUGCCCACUUCUCUGUCCCGUAAUGGUAACUUUCCUUUGCCGUUUCUUUUCUCCACCGGGCAGAAGGGCUGUGGGCGGGAUGAGUGCAAACGCCUCCACGGUGCCUGCGUUCACUCUCGCGGGCUCCUCCCGCCGGGCCCAGCCCCAGGGCGUGCUCUUCUCCUUCUUUCUCGCGGCCCCCGUGCUCCCCGUGGCUGGCAACCUGCUCGUCGUGGCGCUGGUCUCAGCGGGCGCUGCCCUCCAGUCCCCCGUGUACUUCUUCCUGCGGACCCGCUCGGCCCUGGAGAUUAGCUACACGUCUGUCACCCUGCCCCUGCUGCUUCACCAGCUCCGCACCGGUCAGCGCCACAUCCCACGCUCUGGCUGUGCUCUCCAGGUGUUCUUCUUUCUCUUUGUCGGUGCCUCAGAGUGUUGCCUCCUGGCCGCCAUGGCCUAUGACCGCUAUGCAGCCACAUGCGCACCCCUCCGCUACCCUCUGCUGCUGAGCCGUCGGAAGUGCCUGGGGCUGGCCGGCUCAGCGUGGGCCUGCGGAGCUAUGGUGGGCCCGGGCCACACCUCCUUCAUCUUCUCCUUGCCCUGCUGUGGCCCCAACACCAUCCCGCACUUCUUAUGUGAGAUCCAGCCCGUGCUGCAGCUGGUAGCAUGUGGAGACACCUCCCUCAAUGAACUGCAGGUUAUCCUGGCCGCCGCGCUCCUCAUCCUCUGCCCCUUCGGUCUCAUCCUGGGCUCCUACGGGAGCAUCCUGGCUACUGUCUUCCGGAUCCCUUCUGCUGCUGGCCGCCUCAAGGCCUUCUCCACCUGCUCCUCCCACCUGGUGGUGGUCUCCGUCUUCUACGGCGCUGCCAUCUUUACCUACAUUCGCCCCAAGGCCAGCUAUGAUCCAGCCACUGACCCUGUCUCCUUCUUCUAUACCGUGGUCACCCCCAUCCUCAAUCCCAUCAUCUAUAGCCUACGGAACACUGAUGUCAAGGCUGCUCUAAGGAGAACCAUCCAGAAAAUGGGUCCAGCGAAGAUUUGACAAAGGAUGAUGACUCCUACUACUAGCCAGCUGUAAAUCACAGAUCAAAGGGAGAGGAGGCAUGGUUCUCACCUUGAGAGAGCGCAGCCUGUCAAAAAGACUAAGUUACCUUCGAAGAACCACUGGAGUCAAAUCCGUCCUCAGACUCUGUCAACACACACACACACACACACACACACACACACACACACACACACUGUUCUGCCUUCUAUUGUAAGAAACAAGAAAAAUUCAGGAUGGAGGAUCAACUUAACAAGCAGAACAAGUUUGCAACUCAGGAAAAGUUACAAAAUGUA